This is a messenger RNA of Pterocles gutturalis (yellow-throated sandgrouse), 1373 nucleotides long. RefSeq names its product multiple epidermal growth factor-like domains protein 6. Lineage: Eukaryota; Metazoa; Chordata; Aves; Pterocliformes; Pteroclidae. Gene Ontology annotation, molecular function: scavenger receptor activity. The annotation marks the transcript as partial. The record is from RefSeq and is a predicted model, not a curated record. The transcript is spliced from 9 exons.
CCUGUCCACCAGGCACGUACGGUAAGAACUGUAACCGAGUAUGUCAGUGCUCCGCCGAGAAUGAGGAAUGUCACCCGGUGACUGGCGACUGCGCGUGCCGCCCGGGGUACCACGGGGCCCACUGCAACCUCCGGUGUCCGAAAGGUACUUAUGGUUCAAACUGCCAAAAACCCUGUAAAUGCAUGAAUGGAGGCCAUUGCGACCCCGUGUCGGGAACUUGUGAUUGUGUGCCUGGUUUCAUUGGAGCCGACUGUAGUAAAACUUGCCCUGAAAACCGAUAUGGGAAGGACUGCGCCCUGUUCUGUGCAUGUGGUAAAGGUCAGUGUGACCCACAGACUGGCAAGUGUACCUGUCCUCCCGGCCAAAUGGGACCCGGCUGUCAGCAAGUGUGUCCCCAGGGACAAUAUGGCCCCAACUGCCACCUGACAUGUACCUGUCAGAACGGCGGUAUCUGUGACCACGUGGAUGGCAACUGCACUUGCGGGCUCGGCUGGAUGGGAAGAUCAUGUGAGAAGGCAGAAUGUCUCCCAGGGAAGUAUGGGUCUGGCUGCAGCUUGGACUGCUUGUGCCAGCACAACGGCACCUGCGACAGGUUCACGGGCUGCUGCCGGUGCCCCGAGGGUUACUACGGCCACUCCUGUGAGCACAGGUGCCCCCUUGGAUUUUAUGGGCUAAGCUGUCUUCACGCAUGUGCCUGUAAAAAUGGAGCGAGCUGCGAUGCGGUGACAGGACAGUGCAUUUGUCCUCUGGGUUAUCAAGGCGUCCACUGUGAAAAAGGCUGCGACAGGGGCUGGUUUGGAGAGAGGUGCCGGCGCCGGUGUGACUGCGGAGAUGCUCCUUGUGAUCCAGAGACUGGGAAGUGUUUUUGUCCACCUGGGAAGACUGGAGACAAAUGUGACAUCGAUUGCAGGUCAGACCGGUACGGCCCUGACUGCUCCCUGCAAUGCCAGUGUGCCAGCAAAUCCCAGUGCAAUCCGUACAAUGGUAACUGCAUAUGCCCAGCCACGUGGAUGGGGCCAACCUGCAAAGAAGGUGGCCCUCCAAAGCUUCCUUUUUAUGAAGAACAAACUCAAGAAAGAGGGAAUAUUUUUCCAAGAGCUCUACAACAGUAACAUUUGGACUAAUAAAUGAACUGUUUUAUAUGCACAGAAGGUAUUUGAAUUUGGAUAUGAAAACAGUUAUUCAAUUCAGCUUGAAUUGUACUGAAAUAUUCACACUUCUUAUGGAAGACUACAGAGGCCAUUUAGUAGCUGGAUCCUUUUUAAAAGUUGAAUCUGCUUUAUGGUAUUUAUUCCUAGCCUCCAUUAAUGUGCUUUGGACAUUCUUUCUGAUACAUAAUAUAAAUUCAUUGUUUGGAAGCUUGGACAUGUUUU